Molecule: messenger RNA, 1266 nt
Organism: Propithecus coquereli (Coquerel's sifaka)
Lineage: Eukaryota; Metazoa; Chordata; Mammalia; Primates; Indriidae
Gene: CLDN3
Product: claudin 3
Exons: 1
Coding region: 242-898 (218 amino acids)
Biological process (GO): cell adhesion; bicellular tight junction assembly
Cellular component (GO): plasma membrane; bicellular tight junction
Molecular function (GO): structural molecule activity
Source: RefSeq, a predicted model, not a curated record
UCCAGCCCAGUCGCCGCCGGCCGCCCACAGAGCCACAGGCAGGUGCAGGCGCAGCCGCCGCGCGAGCUCGGAGCCCAGCCGUUAGCGCGCCGUCCGUGUGUCCGUCCGUCGGUUGUCUGUCGACCCGUCGGUUGUCUGUCGACCCGUCGGCGCCGCAGCUCCCGGCCAGGCCCAGCGGCCCCGGACCCUCGUCUUCCCGCACCCGGAGCCGCCCGGCGGAGCCGGCCUUGCCGCGGCAGCCAUGUCCAUGGGCCUAGAGAUCACCGGCACCUCGCUGGCCGUGCUGGGCUGGCUGGGCACCAUCUUGUGCUGCGCGCUGCCCAUGUGGCGCGUGACGGCCUUCAUCGGCAGCAGCAUCAUCACGGCGCAGAUCACCUGGGAGGGCCUGUGGAUGAACUGCGUGGUGCAGAGCACCGGCCAGAUGCAGUGCAAGAUGUACGACUCGCUGCUGGCGCUGCCGCAGGACCUGCAGGCGGCCCGUGCCCUCAUCGUCGUGGCCAUCCUGGUGGCCGCCUUCGGGCUGCUCGUGGCGCUCGUGGGCGCCCAGUGCACCAACUGCGUGCAGGACGACACAGCCAAGGCCAAGAUCACCAUCGUGGCGGGCGUGCUCUUCCUGCUGGCCGCCCUGCUCACCCUCGUGCCGGUGUCCUGGUCAGCCAACACCAUCAUCCGGGACUUCUACAACGCCCUGGUGCCCGAGGCGCAGAAGCGCGAGAUGGGCGCCGCCCUGUACGUGGGCUGGGCGGCCUCGGCGCUGCAGCUGCUGGGGGGCGCGCUGCUCUGCUGCUCGUGCCCACCGCGCGAGAAGAAGUACCAGGCCGGCAAGAUCCUCUACUCGGCGCCGCGCUCCGCGGGCCCGUCCGGCAGCAUCGCCUACGACCGCAAGGACUACGUCUGAGGAGGCAGACGGAGGAGACCCCACCGCACCGCCACGAGCUGGAGCGCCCACCAGUCCAGCCUGCAGCCUCGCAUCGGAGACCAGCCCGGCCCCAGAUGCCAGGAAGCCCCCUCGCUGGACUGGAAGGGGCCAGCUCGGCGCCCCCUCCCAGCUGCCACCCCUCUGCGGGCUGAGGAGCCGCCUGCGGGACCCGAGAACCAGCCCGCAUGGACUGUGAAGCCUCACCCCUCUGGAGCGCAGGGCUGGGGUGCCCGCCGCUACUUGCCUGCCCGGUGGAGCCCCAUCGGGCCGCUGCCCCAAAGCCCACCAAGGGCAGGAACCAGCAGUCACGAAAUGGAGCACUUGAUAUUUAUCAAUAAAAGCAUUUC